AUGUGGGACUUGGCGCACGACUGGCGCCCAUGGCUCUUGUUUGCACUCCUCUGGCUUGUGGCCCUGGUCUUGGGCAUGGCCUCAAUGCUGCUAGCAAAUCGACGACGUCUGCGUCACCAGAGCGACCCGCGCAAUAUUUCAAUUGAGAGCGUGCAUGUGAGUGAUCUGCAGCCGCGCUUCGGGCUUGCGCCGCAGCAGCUACACGCCCUCGAAUCGCGCUCGCGUGGCCGAUAUCAUGAGACUCAACGCUGCUCCAUCCAGCCAGUUGAGCGACCAAAGUCCGCUGCUCGCCACGCUCAACGCUGUCGGGCCCACUUUUUGCUUGUGGCCGCUGCCCGAAGUGAGCAGCUCGCGUGCUGGCGCUAUGAGCUCAAGCACCUGGCCACGUUGCAGCCGCACCCCAACGUGGCUGCUUUGAUUGGCUUUUAUCAAACUCCCAGCGAAUAUGCCCUUGUCCUUGAGGUUGGCAGCGAACCAGCGAACCCAUCGUGCCAGACGACCAUCGUGUGCCUGCCAUUCUCGUUGCGCUCCUUGGCGGUGGACGGUCUUGAUAUGCCUUUGGACGUAGCACUACAGCAGAUGGAGCAGCAUCGAGACCAAAACUCGCUGAUGGAGGCCGAACUGCUGGCAUGCGGUCUGGACAUGAUUCUGGCUUUGGCGCAUUGCCACCAGCUUGGUUUAACCCUUGGCGCAGCACCUUUGGCAUCCUUUGCCCUCACCGCACAGAACACACUCAAGCUGGCGGAUUUUACCAGCAGCUUUGAUGUGCAUAUACAGUUGUCCCUGCAAGAUCGUGUCCGCCUUCCCUGCUAUCCGUCGCUGGCUCCCAGCGUGCUGGCGCGCUGGACAUCUGGGGUCGAACAGGCUGCUGAUAUCUGGACCUGGGCCCACAACGUGCACCAGCUAGCCAGCUGCAAGACUGGUCCCAUCUACCCCCCCGCCGACGCGAGAUCAGCGUGCCUCAACUCAUCCCGGGCCGCCGCGACCAAGAUCAAACGGUGUCUGGAAGAAGAUCUGCGCCUCAUCAGCCACCGCUGCCUCAUGUUUGUUUGA
Monosiga brevicollis MX1 is the source of this 1053-nucleotide messenger RNA. RefSeq lists its product as uncharacterized. The transcript is spliced from 6 exons. Gene Ontology annotation, molecular function: ATP binding; protein kinase activity. NCBI's taxonomy places the organism in Eukaryota, Choanoflagellata, Craspedida, Salpingoecidae. The record is from RefSeq and is a predicted model, not a curated record. Gene Ontology annotation, biological process: protein phosphorylation. Bases 1 to 1053 code for a protein of 350 amino acids.